Aspergillus versicolor CBS 583.65 is the source of this 561-nucleotide messenger RNA. Its product is annotated as O-methyltransferase. The transcript has a single exon. The record is from RefSeq and is a predicted model, not a curated record. Gene Ontology annotation, molecular function: O-methyltransferase activity. NCBI's taxonomy places the organism in Eukaryota, Fungi, Ascomycota, Eurotiomycetes, Eurotiales, Aspergillaceae. The annotation marks the transcript as partial.
CAGGACGGCCGCGAAAAAGCCCUAUACACAUACCUCCUCAACCACCCCAACCUCGAAGUCCUACGAAACAAUCCGUCUGAAAUCCUUAAUGAAAUCGACAACUGGGCUGUCAAAGGAAGCCACACCAUGAUGACAAUCGGGCCUGACAGAAGCCAGCCAAUCCUUGAAGAAAUCCGUUCUGUUCGACCCAAGGUCAUGGGCGAGCUAGGCGGAUAUAUCGGGUACUCAGCUAUUCUCUUCGGAAACGAGGUGCGAAGUGCUGGCGGGAGCAAGUACAUUAGUUUCGAGUAUAACCCCGAGUACGCGAGUAUCGCAAAAUGGAUCGUGGAGCUUGCAGGGCUAGGUGGUUUCGUGCAGAUUAUUGUUGGGAAGAGCGCAGAUGGACUGGUACAGCUUGCCGGUGACUCUAAGAAGGUCGUCUUCGAUAUCCUGUUUAUUGACCACUGGGAGCCGGCGUAUCUCAGUGAUUUGCGCAUUUGCGAGGACCAUGGUCUUGUCAAGAGGGGAUCUGUUGUUGUUGCUGAUAAUGCUGGGAAUGGGGAGGCGGGUGAGUAUGUUCGC